CCUAAUAAGAAUUGAAUGGAUUCAAUAUGAAAGAGAGAUAUGCGAGAGAAGUGUGUGAGUGUAGAUGAUGAAGAUGAUGAUGAUGUAUGAUAGGCCUGAAUGGAAAAAGAGUACAGGCUACGCUGACCCUACAUAAUCGGAUAGGGCCAUGAAGAAGAACUAUCCUUACAAAUGUACUGCGCUUGGUACCAUCACCUUGCCUAUUUUUACUGUGAAACAAUAAUGCAUUUUCAUUUAAAGGGCAACCAUUGUACCGUAAAAACGAAGACUUUAGAAAUCAUAUCUCAAGGUGAGUGACGAGUGAGUGAGUGACAUUUACGUUGUAGAUGUCUAUGGGCUCCGGUAAUCACUUAACACUACCCAACUGGGUAAACUAGCUCAUGGCCCACCUGGUGUUAAUAUUUUUUUACUGCUUAGUUAAACAAUAAAAAAACAUUAAUGAAAACCCAUUGAAUAUUAUCUAUAUUCAUAAUUAAGAGUUUUUGGGCGAUAUUUCAAUAACAUACCAAAAGUUGAAUUCGUUAUUUAACAAGCAAUGUUGUAAAGGAGUACUUAGUUAUUUUUUUAUAAUUUAAUAAUUUAGUUCGUAAAUUGGAACAUCUCCAAUUCCGGCGUAAAAUAUGACACUACUUGAGAAAACUCUAGAGAGGGUAGUUUUCUGUUACCACAGAAAAGUUGGCUGCGACGGUCACGCUGGUCGUGAUUCGUGUAUAGCAAAAUAAGUAAAUUCACUAAAUGCCAAUUAAAGUUACCUAAGUCCAAAAUUCAUUAUUGAAAGUUUGCGUGUUGCGAUCAAGAUGGAGGCGAAUAAAGAAAACGAGAAUCGUUUUAUACCUCAAACAAGAAUUCCAUUACCGAUGGAGCCAUUGCCAGCAUUACCGAGACAUCUACUAAAAGAGAUAAAUUUUAAAGCAUUCGAAAAUAGCAGACAGCCCUUGAAGACGAUUAACUCACAAUCCAUGCCUGGUCAGAGCAAUCAAAGUAAGUCCUUUAAUCCUAUGGUACCUGGACACAGCCGCGGCAAAAUCGCACCUAAUAAACCGAAAUCACCGACCAAUUUUGAUUCGAAACAUGUAACAACGAGACAAGGAAAUGACGAUUUGGAUUGGAACUACAAUAUAUUUAAAGACGAGAGAAAUAACAGUGUAAUUUCCGUAAGUGACGAGGAGAAUGAUAAUGAAAAUUUAAAAGAAUUGAGGUAUUUUGUUGAGAAUAGAACUAAGAAUUGUUUUGAAGAUGCUAGAAUGGCUAUUACACCAGUAGUGAAGUCUUCGACUCUGGAGGCUGGUGGUGUUCGAAAUAUAAAAAGAAGCCUGAAGAGACCACAUAGCAGGGAGUUGCAAGGUCUCUCUCCGAUGGAAAAACAAGAGAGAAAAGCAGAAGAAAGAGUCAAGAGAAGACUACAUUUUAACGAGCGUUUGCAAGAAAGAUUACAGUCACCCGACUACCUGAAGAAAUGCUACAUGAAAUGUAUGACCCGGGACUAUACGACCGAUAUGUUCAACUAUUUAAUAUGUGCUGAAACGAAGCCAUUGGAGGUACCUCGAACGUCUAGUAUUACACGAGCUUGCGUUAUCAACUGGCUAAUCAAAGUUAAUGGAUCUGACGGGAAUCCAGCUAUCAUUCACACUGCCUGUUGGUACCUCGAUUCGAUCUUAGGCACCAGUCAAGUUCAGCUGGACAAGCUGCAGCUCGUUGCGGCAGCUUGUUAUUGGAUAGCGCAAAAGCUGCACGGGCCAGUGCUCACUGCGACGAGAUUAGUGAAAUGCGCUAAUCACGCAUUUUCAGCGAGUAGAUUGAUGGCUGCCGAGAAAGUUGUUCUGCAGAAACUUAAAUUUCCAACCCAACCAGUGGUCCCACAGGAAUUCAUAACUUACUUAUCAUGGUGGUGUGACAAUAACCAUCCCGGAGAGAUUGAAGUUGCAGCCACCUUUUUAUGCAUGUCAGGACUAAUGGUAGACAAAGCGCUAUGCGAAGAGUAUCCAUCAGCUAUAGCGGCAGCUUCAGUUAGAAAUGCUCUGCUGUUGCUAAGAAAACGGGAUCUGAUGAUGCGACUGGCGAUGUGUCCUGUAUACAAAUCAGCAGAGAAGAAAACUACGAACAUGAGCUACGUGUGCUCCAUACUCCGUAGGGCUGUACGUACGAUUGCGGCUCCGAUCUAUGAAUACAAAGCGCCCUUUGACCACUACGGUAUACCUCCGAACUACAUAGCACAGAGGAUCAUCAAUGCUGCCAACGAUCUCGCUGUCAUCGAUACUAGAGUUAUAAGCAACGACCAGUCAACACUUUUAACUAGCCUGUAUAAUAACUAGGAAUUGUAAUAAGAAUAAAAAUGCGUUUUUAA
This is a messenger RNA of Bombyx mori (domestic silkworm), 2344 nucleotides long. RefSeq lists its product as uncharacterized. Gene Ontology annotation, molecular function: cyclin-dependent protein serine/threonine kinase regulator activity. Gene Ontology annotation, biological process: mitotic cell cycle phase transition; regulation of cyclin-dependent protein serine/threonine kinase activity. The record is from RefSeq and is a predicted model, not a curated record. Bases 798 to 2312 code for a protein of 504 amino acids. Gene Ontology annotation, cellular component: nucleus; cyclin-dependent protein kinase holoenzyme complex; cytoplasm. NCBI's taxonomy places the organism in Eukaryota, Metazoa, Arthropoda, Insecta, Lepidoptera, Bombycidae. The transcript is spliced from 5 exons.